Molecule: messenger RNA, 453 nt
Organism: Saxophila tyrrhenica
Lineage: Eukaryota; Fungi; Ascomycota; Dothideomycetes; Mycosphaerellales; Extremaceae
Product: cytochrome b subunit of succinate dehydrogenase, Sdh3p
Exons: 2
Coding region: 1-453 (150 amino acids)
Biological process (GO): tricarboxylic acid cycle; mitochondrial electron transport, succinate to ubiquinone
Cellular component (GO): membrane
Molecular function (GO): oxidoreductase activity, acting on the CH-CH group of donors; electron transfer activity
Source: RefSeq, a predicted model, not a curated record
AUGUGGUGGCAGUCACUCGAAGGACCCAUAGGAACCGUGCGACCUGACAACGACCGCAUCCUCGCCCAACAACGCUUGAAACGGCCUGUUUCACCAUUCGUCGGCAUCUACCAGCCCCAGAUACCUUGGGUUCUAUCCAUUAGUGGUCGGAUUACGGGCUGCUUGUUGAGCGGCGGCUUCUACAUCUUCGGCAGCGCCUAUCUCAUCGCCCCCUACGUUGGCUGGGACCUCAGUAUCGGCUCGAUAGUAGCCACGGUCGCAGCUUGGCCAACACCAGUGAAGGCUCUGGUGAAAGCAGCGGUCGCUUGGCCGUUUGUCUUCCAUUGCCUGAAUGGACUGAGACACCUUACAUGGGACACAUCGAACAUGAUGACGAACAAGAAAGUGCAGGCAAGCGGAUGGGUCGUCGUUGGGCUGACUACUGUGGGGACUCUGAUCUUGGUGUUUGUAUAG